GCCUGUGAGGUGGAGCAGCUCUCUGCAUUCUCAGCUCAGGGGAGAACAGUCAGAUAUCAGCCCAUGUUAACUCUGUGUGUCCUCACUGUAGGCUGACAGACAUGACUAUGAGGAUUUAACCCACAGAAUCACUAUUCCCAAGUAGCCAGAGACUGUGACGAGGAUGGCAGAAUAAUGAGUGUGCCUGGAUGAAGGAUCAGGAUGAGAAUGACCCCUCAGCAGAAAGUGCCUAGCAAGGACCUGGGGUCGUGGCUACAGGAAGGAGGGAAGAAAAUGAGGGCCUCAGUACAAAGAAGACGCUCUUCUUCUGCCAUAACCCGAGCUCUUGGCAGGACCAAGCCUCAUUCCAGGGAUAUAACUAUGAUUCCUGCACAUUCUGGGAAUGGGCUUCUCCUCGGAGCUUUCUGUAGCCCCAAUAACAUGUUCAUACUAAGAGAAAAAGUUCACCUAUCAAGUGGAUGGCAGACACAAGAGAGACAUCUUUUCCUAUUCAGUGAUUCCCUGAUCAUCGCCAAGUCAAAGUCUUCUACCAUGAAGCUAAAGAAACAUGUUCGCCUGAGUGAGAUGUGGAUCUCGACAUGCCUUGGAGAAGUAUCAGAAAAAAAAUACUACCCUGAAGACUCCUUUGUAAUUGGCUGGCCCACAGCAAACUAUGUUGUCACAUUUAGUUCCUCCGAGACAAAGGAGAAGUGGCUUUCAACUUUGUGCUGGCAUAUUAAUGAAGUGAAGAAAAAUGAAUAUCCCCGGAAAAUCCCUAUUAGUGUUUUGUACCUGGAGGCAGAUGAGUUCACAUCUAAUACCACAAUUACUGUAUGUAACACAGAUGAUGCAGAAAAAGUGAUUAAACAAGCGACUCAACAGCUCAGAAUCCCUGGAAGAGCGAGUGACUACCACCUGUGGGUGAUGUCUGCAAAGGAUGAGUCUUUAUAUCCUCUUUUUGGUCAUGAACAACCUUACAGCAUUGCAAUGAACUGUGUCAGGGAAUCCAUGGACGUUUCUAGAGGAAGCAACAAUAACAUUCUCGGUACAGACAGUACAGAAGACAUGUGUCUUGAACAGUUUUCUCAGGAAAGGCUCUGCCAGUUUAUAAUUAAAAUGAAGCCGCAAGUUCCUCUGUAUGUGAGAAGGGGACCCACACAGAAGCACUGUCGAAGGAAAAAGUCACUAAUAGACUGGGCUUUGAGACGGACCGGAAGCACCACUUUAAGUUCUGCUUCCUCACAGUCACCUCUUACUCCUCGCAAACUUUUUGGUCACUCCUUGUCAUCAGUUUGUCAUAACGGCAAUCUACCCAAGCCCAUAAUGGAUAUGCUUCUACUAUUAUAUGAAGAAGGACCGCACACUAGGGGAAUUUUCAGACGCUCAGCCAAUGCCAAGACAUGCAAGGAGCUUAAGGAGAAGUUGAUCUCUGGGGACGAGGUCCAUAUGGAUGGAGAAUCUGUCUUUGUAGCAGCUGCAGUGAUCACGGAUUUUCUACGCAAUAUUCCUGACAGUAUUCUAUCCUCAGACAUGCAUGGACUUUGGAUGGAGGUUGCAGAAAUUGAGGAACCUGAAUAUAAGAUUAAAGUCAUAAAAAGCUUGUUGGACCAGCUUCCAGAAGCAAACUUUAUUCUGCUGCAGUACUUGUUUGCUGUACUGAAUCAUAUAGAAAAUAAUUCUGAAGAGAACCAAAUGACUGCUUCCAACCUCGCUGUCUGCAUAGCUCCUAAUAUGUUAUGGCUGCCUUCAGUCAGUGACCCAGAAGAGGAAAGCAAGUCAACAAAAAAGGUGGCUCUUCUAGUACAGUUCUUGAUAGAAAAUUACAAGCUUAUCUUUGGACAAGAUGCCGAAUCUCUCUUCAGCAAACAUGAAAAACAAGAGUCAGGAAGCACAGACGACUUGUCAGGCAUACACCUUUUGCACGGACAGGAUUCCUCAGAUGAACUUGAGUUUGCUUCAUCAGACUUGGACAAGUCUGAUACAAAUUUACUAAAAGAUGAAGAUGUUAUGUUUGAUGAGUCUUUGCUCUUAGAGGAGAAAGAAGAUUGGGAUCUGUUUAGCGAAAUUGCGGCCUGCUAUCAGAGCAAAACAAAAAUGGACAUCUUGGAAUGCUAUAAUAAUGACCCACUAAAUUCUAUUGGUUCUGGCCUCCUGAGUCCAAACAGAGACAGAUGCUCUUCAGAACCAAGUGUGUGUCUCAGUUCUAGGCAUCCUGCCCAAGUCCAUGAACCAGUUGCUCGCCAGUCUAGCUGUGAUGCCACCAUAAUACACAAUCAUAUUGACUACAUAAAUCAACUGAAGCAACUGCGGUUGGAAAGUCAGAAAUUAUUAAAGGACGAGCAUGGCCCAAACAUGAAGAACACUCCACGCGCCUUUUGGAGGUCAACUCAGGCGUGUAUUAUGAAGGAAAGAAAUUUACAAAAGGUGAAUGGUUCCAGCAGGUCAAGCAUUUCAAGUCUUUCUUCUACCACCACCUCUCCUUCUGUCUCCUCCUUAAGUUCCUUAGAUAGCGCUUUCUCUUAUUGCUCAGAGUCCUCUGUAUUUAGCCCCAGUGAUGUCACUUCUCUACCUUUCAUGUUUGGGACCUCAGCCAGAUUGCACACACUUUCCCCAGAAAUCACCAAAAAGAAAUUAAGAGAGUGGCAUAUACCCAUGAAUACUCUCUUUGGUGGCACCUCCUGUGAUCUUGACUCUUGGGAAAUGCAGUGGGAAAUGGAUAAUGGAGUGAAAGAUAGGGAUAAAGCCAAUGAUGAAGUUUCAGUUCACAGUAACAUUCAAAGGUUAUAUUUGGACAAGGAACCAAGAGAAAUUUUCAAUUUCCCAGUACAGGGCAAAGAAACUGUAAAAGAUUCAGAAUGUAAUCAUUUUAGGGCUGAGGCUGGUCAUUGUGUCCAGAAGGAAACCACUGUUAAGCACAUUGAGAUCAAAAGGCAGGAAUCCUCUAAUGAUGAUAGUCUCCAGUGUACAAAAGUGACUUUCUUUAUGUCUCCUAAUAUCAUGUCAGUAAAAAGUCAGAGUGACCAGAAUUUAAACAGAGAUUCUAAUAGUUCGGUUUCCCAAAGCAGAAAAUGCCAAAUUCCACAGACUAUGUUCUAUGGUCAAAAUGCGCCUCUGCAUUCGGUGUCUAGGAAGCACCAUCCAGAGGUGGACAAACCUUGCUGGCAAUCGCAACUCAAACAUGUUCUCAACAGGAGUUCCCAAAAUGAGACAAUAACCAACAAGGCAUCCAAAGACCUCGCUGCAGGUACCGUAGAGGGCGAGAUCCUAAAUGAAGAGCAGAAGUUAAAAGAAUCCCAUACAGAGAAGUCCACCAAAUACAAUGCACAUACCAAAAAUCAUAGCAAGAGCAUAACCUCCUUCAGCCAGAGCAUCCGCAUAAUGUUACCAUCCUCUGUGAAGAAUACAGUGAAGGAUUAUUUCAAGCAUACUGAUCCUAAGUCUCCCAGUACUUCACAAGAGGUGACAGUGAAAACUAAUCUGAUCCAGAAUAAAACAGAGAACAGUAACUUACAGGGGACGGAAGACUCCAGGGAGACAAAGGAGGGCAGCUGUUUAGUAGAGGAAUCUUUUGUGUAAAUGGUUGAUAAAAGCGAUAUUUUUUUUUUGUAUUUUUUGUUGUGUACAGAGAUGAAGAUGUGUACAAUUCAGCUGUACAGAGCCAGCACUUGAGUACUAGGUUACUGUACAUACUGUAAUUACUGUUUAGUGUGUAAAGAAUGCAUUAGGUUUUAUUACCAGAAUAUAAUAUUAGGGUACGGUCCCAUGUAGAGCUUACGCAGCGUAUUUCACACUGCACAGCGGGAAAUAUGCUGUGUAUUAUUCUCCAAUGAGCAUACACACAAGGCUACCCGGUGGCGGGGAAGCCCUGUGUGUAUGCUCAUCGGCAAAUAUGCAGCGUAUUUGCCGAUACACAGCAGAUUUUGCACAGAGUGGAAUACACUGUGUAAGUACUACAUGGGACCGUACCCUAAAGUAGUAUUUUCGUUCUCAGGAUCGGUGGAGGUCCCAGAGGUCAGACCCCCCUGAUCAUAAAGUGAUGGCAUAUUCUAGCAAUAUGGUAUUGAUUACUGAGAUGGAAAUAGCUCCUCUCAUGGGUCGCAUUUGAUAAGAUUUAACCAGGCAACACAUCAGUGGUUACCUUCUGCAUCAGUGGGUCCCAUUCAGAAUUCUCAUGUUUAGUAAAAUGCCAGACACCAAACUUGAGUUACACCCAUUAUAGUCAGUGAGGUCCGUCGAAUGUCUGCUUGUUACUUUCAUUUAACAGAUCCAGCACUUCCGUCCUAACAGCGGCAAUCCUUGACACAUAUGUGACUCAUUCAAGAUUCACCAGAACUUUCCAGCAACUAAGGUUGAUAUUGUUUAAACUAGUUAUCUUCGAGGGCUCUACAAAUAUUUGCUUUAUAAAGGGUGGAAAUAUUGCUAUAAUUAUAUAGAAGUUUUUUGGUAGAACCAAUUUUUAGGCAUCUUCCAAUAACUAUAAGGUCCUAUUUAUGCAGUGUCAAAGCGCAUAGAGGUGCAGGAGCUUCAAGGGGUACUCCGCCCCUUGACAACUUAUACCCUAUCCAAAGGUUAAGGAUAUAAUUCCCUAGUGGCGGGACCCCCGCGGUAUCUGCUGCGGCACCCAAAACAUCCAGUGCACAGAGCGAACUUUGCUCCAUGCCAGAUGACUGGCCAUGCGGGGCGGAGGCUCGUGACAUCACGGUCACGCCCCCUUAAUGCAAGUCUAUGGGGAGGGCAUGACGGCCAUCCAUGACGUCACAAGGAGGGCGUGACAGUGACAUCAUCAGCCUCCGGCGCUGCACCUGAUGCUCUAAAUGAACACCGGGUGCAGCAGGAAGAUCGCGGGGGUCCCCAGCGGUUGGUCCUCUGCGAUCAGACAUCUUAUCCCCUUUCCUUUGGAUAGGGGAUAAGAUGUCUAGGGGCAGACUACCCCUUUAACUCUUGCUGCAUGGUGUCCUGUGUGACCCCUUAUGUUGGACUGUUAGAGAUGCCUUGGAUGGAACUUGCCACCAUUUUUAUCUUCCAAUUCUUACAGAACCCAAGAGAAAAAACCUUGAUAUCCCCUCUUAUGAAAUCUGUUAAGAUACAAUGAUAUUUUAGACCUCCGAAUGUUUAGACUUUAGACCGAAGUAAACCAGAAUCCUGAUGACAGUCAUUUACACUUACCCUGUCUGUGUGUGAACACUAGUACAUGAGGAAGGAAUAAUAGAUGUAGCAUAAAUGGAAAAAAGGAAUGUUGAUAAUGGUUUGUGCAAGUUUGUGGUUUGUGAUUAGAGGGAAGAUGAGCUAAAAGGGUGGAUUCCAUAAAAUGUUAAGGCUUUAUGCAUGUGACAGUCGUAGAAUACCUGGACGGACAUUACAGUAUCCAGAAGCUGAGAUUUAUUAGGAUAUGAAUUUACAUGAAAUGUGGUAAGAAGUGUAAGCAAAAGGAUGGCAUUCUCUGGGAAGAAACCUUGUAGACCACCUGAAGGAGUUGUCCAUGAUUGUUAAUGUAAAACUCUGUGUGUCUUCUGGAAACAAAGCUAUGGGUGGUGUCUGGCAUUGGAACCCAAUUUUCUGAAUAGUAAUAGGCUGCAAUACCAGAAAGUGGUGGUAUUUCCAGAAAACAAGCAAUCCCCUUUUUCUAAUGAUGAGCAACCCCUUUAAAAAGUUGUUUAUUGAGUACAUAUUGGGAUUUCUGAUACAAAUACUAUAUUUAAGCCUGGUGAAAAUGGCUAAGCACAGAAAAUAGUUAAAGUGACUGAAUGGGUUGUCAUUGGAAUAAUACCAAUAACAUCAUUAGAAAUGAGCAAACUUACAGUGAUUCGAUUCGUCACAAACUUCUCGGCUCUGCAGUUGCUGACUUUAGCCUGCAUAAAUUAGUUCAGCUUUCAUAGUCUCCUAGGACUGUAUGCAGGCUAAAGUCAGCAAAUGCAGAGCCAAGAAGUUUGUGACGAAUUGAAUUACUGUAAGUUCGCUCAUUUCUAAACAUCAUGAUAAUGUAAGUUUAUAGGUCAUACAUAGGUUUUGUGAGAGGACUCCAAUAGAAGAGCAUGGGGCCUCUACUGUUCCUCUGUGUCUCCAGUUUCAUGGAGGGUUUUUCUGUUGGUUUCUGUACAAAUCCUUGGAAGCAUGUUCCAUCAGGCUCCUUGGCCCUUAUUUACUAUUUUGGAGAAGUCAGGGGAAAUGCAUUUCAUUGUAUUUAUUAACGUUCUGCGCCAAACAUGGCCAAAAUUUUGCCUAUUUUCCUGACCAUUCCCUUAUUUUAAAAUGUGGGCGUGGUUUUCAUUUUUUCUACAAUCCGAGUCAUUUAUGAAAUUUUUUCUGCCUGUUUUUGGUGUCUUUUUAGGUUGUAAUUUUUAACUUUCAACAGAGAGGUUCAAAUUUUGAUGCACUUUUUGAGAUGCCAAAGUUUAAAGACAUGUGAAACCCCAUUCAUAUAUAUGAUGGAAAAGUUCACUUAAAUUCACUAUGAAAAAAGAAAAAAUGGAAAUCAUAACACAGGGAGGAAGGGUACGCAAAAUGUCCAACAGAGUCUGUGCAGCUACUAUGGAGCUAUACAGACUAUGGGGCAGAUUUAUCAAAACCUGUGUAGAGGAAGAGUGGUCAGAUUACUUCUUUCCUGUGAAAAAUGAAAGAAACUAUGGGUGGUCACUAUGGGCAACUGCACCACUCUUCCUCUACACAGGUUUUGACAAAUCUUCCCCUAUGUGCAUAAGCCUUAAAGGGGUACUCUGCCCUUAUACAUGUUAACCCAUA
Hyla sarda is the source of this 6717-nucleotide messenger RNA. RefSeq names its product rho GTPase-activating protein 20-like. Bases 202 to 3555 code for a protein of 1117 amino acids. The transcript is spliced from 15 exons. The record is from RefSeq and is a predicted model, not a curated record. Gene Ontology annotation, biological process: signal transduction; regulation of Rho protein signal transduction. Gene Ontology annotation, molecular function: GTPase activator activity. NCBI's taxonomy places the organism in Eukaryota, Metazoa, Chordata, Amphibia, Anura, Hylidae.